AUGGGAGCGGAAGAACCAGUUCGAAAAGAACCUCCCCAUAGCGGUACUUCGGUUGAGGGGGAGAAUCUAUCCUCUUCAAAUGAGCAGGACUCACAUAUUCAGGGGGAGAAUCCAAUUAUUGACGCACCCGAAAGCCCCUCUGCACCAGAAAGUCCUGUUGCACCCGAAAGCCCCUCUGCACCCGAAAGUCCUGUCGCACCCGAAAGCCCUUAUGCACCCGAAAGCCCUGUUGAAGAAAGAUUUCUUGGCUCAUCAUCUAUUGAGGGGGAGAAUUCCGAUAUGCUCUAUGACGAUGACAUUCAAUCAGAGUUGGAAGAAAUGGUAAAUGCUGAAUUGAAUCCUUCCUACGAUCCAAAUUAUCCUCCUCUCACCAAAUGGACCAGAGAUCAUCCUUUAUCUCAAGUAGUGGGUGACGCAUCAGAGAAUGUUCUAACUCGUUCACAACUGAAGGCGAAACAGGCUGCUUUGUUCUCCAAAGUAGAGUUCUGCAUCUUGGGUUCGUUAGCCAUUGUUUCUAAAGGGAAAGGUUUUGUUAAAGAAGAAGAGGAAUUGGAUCUUGCUGACUACGAUUUAACCGGUGAAGAGUAUGCCCUGAUGGUGUCUAAUCCUAGAAAGUUCAUUAAAAGAUAG
This is a messenger RNA of Lactuca sativa (garden lettuce), 630 nucleotides long. Lineage: Eukaryota; Viridiplantae; Streptophyta; Magnoliopsida; Asterales; Asteraceae. The record is from RefSeq and is a predicted model, not a curated record.